Messenger RNA from Cherax quadricarinatus, 1818 nucleotides. RefSeq names its product techylectin-5A-like. Lineage: Eukaryota; Metazoa; Arthropoda; Malacostraca; Decapoda; Parastacidae. The record is from RefSeq and is a predicted model, not a curated record.
CUUGCCAGCGUUCACACCCAGAGUCCCUCGAGGAAGACACUUCAGGGCGAGUGUGAGGAGAGCAAGAUGAGAGCAUUGUGGACGUGUUUGUGUGUGGGCGUGUUGACAGCCACAAGCGCCACCAAGUUGCACAACUUGCAAAGGGAGGCACCGAUAGAUGGGAAACUAGCCAUGGAUGACUAUCCCCUGCAGGAGGACGACCUACUGGAUAAGCAUCAGCUUCUCUUACAAAGGGAAGACGAAGAACUGGCUCAGCAAAAUCUGGAUGAUUCUUUUCUCAACCUGAACAGACAAGAGGCGGAUAAUACCUCCAGACACAAGCCAGUGAACUCAGCUGGGCGGCCUAGGGACUGUGCUGACCACUUGAUUGGGGGAUCCACCACCAGCGGAAUAUACGAGAUCUACCCCUUCACGUGCACAUGCAACGGGCCCGUGCGGGUAUGGUGUGACAUGGAGACAGAUGGAGGUGGUUGGACUGUGUUCUUGAAGCGUCAGAACCAAUCUAGACAAGUGAACUUCAACCGCACGUGGGCUGAGUACAAGGAUGGCUUCGGUGACCCCAGUAGGGAAUAUUGGCUAGGUAACGAAGCUCUGUACAAACUGAUCGCCAGCCGAGAGUACGCAAUUCGUCUGGACCUCGAAUACAAGACUGGGAUUUCUCAAUACUACACUUACUCCAUUGUCAAAGUUGCCAACGAAGCAAACAGAUACAGGGCGAGUGUCCAGGGGCCCGUGUCUGGGACAGCGUCCAGCAACUGCUUCAGUCUUAACAGCGUCUUCACUACUUACGACAAUUAUGGCGACAUUAACACUGGAAACUGUGCAGCAGUUAGAGGUGGCGGCUGGUGGCACAACAGCGGCUGCCGCUACGGUAACCCAACGUCACCCUACAACCAGGGCCUCAACUACACAUGCUAUUCCACCACCUCCGUGGUCACCAAGGUGCAGGUGAAGAUCAGACCCACCGUCUGCGACAAUGCUUUCAAAACUGUCUACCUCAACUCCAAGAACUGUGGCGGCUGUCACAAUAAUAAUGAUGAUUCACGAGAGUUGUUGUGAUGCACGAGCCACACUGUGACAUAGUGAAUUACAUUUUGAUGUACGACACUAGCAACAAUAUGACAUAAUUGCAACUAUGAAUGACAGUGUAACGCAUAACCAAGACCAACAAUGUGACGCGUAACCAGAAGCGACAGUGAGACACAGUUACCAAUAUGCACGACGGUCUGCUACUCGAUCAUGGUUAAUAGUGUGACACACUGCCACAAGACAGUGUGACGCAUCACGCACGACCACAAGCAACAGUGAGAUGCACCACCACGAGCACCAAUGUGACGCACCAUCACGAGCAACAACGCGACGCACCACCACGAGCAAUAAUGUGACGCAGAAUGGCAACCACAAGCCAUAGUGUGGCAUACGACCACAAGAUAAAGUGUGAGGCACGAGUGUAAGAGUUUGAGGCACAAGUGUGAGGCACAAGUAUGAUAGUGUGAGGCACAAGUAUGAGAGUGUGAGGCACAAACACCAGUACCACCGUACCGUAUUCUACUUGUCUCAUUCUGUGAUAACUCACAAGUAGCAAACAUCUAAACAACUACUUCGGUGCAAACCAAAAAUGCGUAAAAAAAUUUUAACUCGUGAAAGAGUCAAUUAGAACAAGAAAUAUAACCUGCCAGACACCACACAACCCGCGGCUGACUUUGGUAGAAAAAUAAAAAACUUUCUUACUAUUAUUUAUACAAUAAAUAUAUAUUAAAUUUACUGUAGUUGUAUGUCUGAUUUUAGUGUUUUACUAAAUACAAUUUAUUGCAUCAU